Molecule: messenger RNA, 1210 nt
Organism: Gilbertella persicaria
Lineage: Eukaryota; Fungi; Mucoromycota; Mucoromycetes; Mucorales; Choanephoraceae
Product: UbiA prenyltransferase family-domain-containing protein
Exons: 1
Coding region: 70-1128 (352 amino acids)
Biological process (GO): heme biosynthetic process
Cellular component (GO): mitochondrial membrane; mitochondrion
Molecular function (GO): protoheme IX farnesyltransferase activity
Source: RefSeq, a predicted model, not a curated record
AGGCAUUCACAAUAAAUAUAAAACCUGGGGGGACAACUAAAUUUUUUUUUUCUGCUUUUUUUUUUCUAAAUGUAUCGCUCCUCAUUGACGAUUCUUUCUCGACACAAGUUCAAGUCACCUCAAAUAGCCAGACUUUGUUCAUGUCCAACUGUCUAUCAACAAUGGACUGAUACCAACAAUACGCGUGUCACGAAAUACAAAGUAAUCACAACACCUACAUCACAACAACUUCCUUCACUCUAUAAAGAACUCGUCAAAUUCAAACUAGCUGCCCUGGUCACACUGACCACUAUGGCAGGCUAUGCUAUCGCACCCGGCGAAAGUACAGUCACGACCUUAUUGGCCACGACAUUGGGUACAGGUCUUUGUAUCGGUUCAGCCAAUGCGAUCAAUCAAUGGAUCGAAACCCCUUACGAUGCUCAGAUGCUUCGUACGCGAAACCGUGUCUUGGGCCGACGUGCCUUAUCUCAAGCCCAUGCAUUUGGAUUUGGUUGUUUGACAGGCGUCUCGGGUGUGUCUUUAUUGGCCAGUUGUGUGAAUCCUUUGACAGCUUGUUUGGGUGCAGCGAAUAUUGUGUUGUAUACAGGGAUUUAUACACCCAUGAAACGAUCUUCGAUUGCGAAUACAUGGGUAGGUGCUGUGGUAGGUGCUAUUCCCCCUAUGAUGGGAUACACAGCUGUGACAAACACAUUGAUGGAUCCUGCUGCUUGGAUCUUGGGUGGUAUUUUAUACGCUUGGCAGUUCCCUCACUUCAAUGCAUUGGCAUGGAAUUUGCGUGCAGAUUAUUCCAAGGCAGGGUAUCGUAUGAUGGCUGUGACGGAUCCUAAGUUGAAUGCGCGUGUGUCACUUAGAUACAGCUUAGCCAUGUUUCCCUUAUGUUGGGCUGUGCCUUACUUUGAUAUGACUUCAUGGUGGUUUGCUUUAGAUUCAACUGUGGUGAAUGGUGUCUUGGCUUGGGGUGCUGUUAAGUUUUGGAGAAACAGUAAUGACAAGUCUGGUAAGCAAUUGUUCUUUGGAAGUGUUAUUCAUUUGCCUGUCUUGUUGGCCUUGUUGAUGGUUCAUAAACAAUGGAAUUUGCCUGGUCAUUCUAAAAAGGAAGAAGAAGAAGAAUGGGUGGAAGAAGAAUAAAAGAAAAAAAAAAAAGACUUUAUUAUUGUUCUUUGUUAAAAUCACUCAUGUUGGUAGCCUCAACAGGGGAACUAUAAAAAUA